This is a messenger RNA of Guillardia theta CCMP2712, 630 nucleotides long. RefSeq lists its product as hypothetical. Bases 1 to 630 code for a protein of 209 amino acids. The transcript is spliced from 5 exons. The record is from RefSeq and is a predicted model, not a curated record. NCBI's taxonomy places the organism in Eukaryota, Cryptophyceae, Pyrenomonadales, Geminigeraceae.
AUGACGCUGUUAGCCAUGGCGGAGACAAGGAGCAAUACGAGAAGGGAGAAGAAUCAAGUGACCUGUCGAGCGCAUCUGCUGCUGUGGGGAGAGAAGAGCAAGCCGUUUGUCAUGACGGGAGGUCGAAAUGAGAUGAAACAAGCGCAGGUCGAUUUCUUGAGAGGGUUUUCAGAUUGUCUUACAUCUCCAAAGAAAAGUGACAUCGAGCCGCGGUCUCCGAUCUGUGAAGCAUGCAGGAAUGCUUUCUACGUCUUAGGGGAGGAAAACAGGGCCCUUCUUGCAACAGGAAGCGAGGAUCUGCAGAGGGUUGAGCAAGGAGGAAGGAUGGGCAGCGAAAGAGCAGAUGAAGGAGAGAUGAGAGUGUCAGCAGCAAGGUUGAUCAUCUACCUCCGUGAGCUCAUGCAUGUCGAGAGUCAAUGCCAGAGGGUCAUGCAAACUGCAUCUGGGAACACGAUGGGGUCGGAGGUGUUGCGGGUGUUGAGAUCUUGUCACAACACACUAGAGGAACUUUCGUUGCGAUUCUCCAUCAUAGUCUCCCACAUCAUGGUAGCAAACAGGGUUACACAGGUGGGACAGACUCUACAGUACAACCAGCAGUGUCUGUCUUGCAGGAUGGAGGCUGUGCGGUGA